UCCCUUUGGCCUUCGGCGCUCCCCUCACCUUACCUUCCAUUCCAUCGAUCCUCGUUUUCGCCAAUAACAAAGUUUCGCUUGGAUCUUCGAAAUCAAAGCUUUCCCAGAAACUCGCCUGAUAAAAAGAUCAAAGCCCUUUUAGCCCUUUCAUGUGAAGUUGGAAUCUUGAAGAGAAAUGGACAGCAGCGUGCUACAGAGGACACCGACUAAAAGAAGCGACAAAUUCAAGAAGAAGCCCAUCAAGGUAGUGUACAUAUCCAACCCCAUGAAGGUGAAGGUCCUCCCCUCGGAGUUCAUGGCCUUAGUGCAAGAGCUUACAGGUCAGGACGCCGAAUUGCCGGCGGAUCUUUCCAGAUUCCAGAACCCCGACAUCGACGGUGGGCAUCAGUCGUCGGAUUCUGAUCAUUCGUUGGUCACAAAAAGUACUGGCAGUCAUGAAAGUGAUCACACGCUAGUGAUGCCUCAAGUGGACCCUAUUUUUAAUAAUUUCGAAGGCCAACUUGGAAGCUCAAUGGGGGAGGGAUUCGAUCCAUUUGAUCAUCAUGUUUUCGCCCCUGAUCAGAUGAUGGACGACAUUUCAGCUUUCUUACCCCGUGGUGUGUUCUACGAAUCUGAUCUAGUUGACGAGGAGCCGAGCGGAAAUAUUGACGCAGUGUAAUUACUAAAACUGCCCAGUAAGCUCGAUUAUUCCCUCCGGAGAGGUCCUAUAUUUCCUGGAAACUUGUUAAUUUUCCGAUUAUACUAUAUGUACUGUCUUUGUCUAUAUAUAAUAUAAAUACUUUAUGUAUGUCAGAGAACAUGCUUAUUGAUUAACUGUAGCUUUGACAAUAACUUUGUUCAAUUUGAUUUGAUGUUGGAUUUGGGUGUGAAA
This is a messenger RNA of Neltuma alba, 871 nucleotides long. RefSeq names its product sigma factor binding protein 2, chloroplastic. The transcript has a single exon. The coding region runs from base 176 to 658 and encodes 160 amino acids. The record is from RefSeq and is a predicted model, not a curated record. Lineage: Eukaryota; Viridiplantae; Streptophyta; Magnoliopsida; Fabales; Fabaceae.